CACAACCUUGAUCUUCCAUUGAACCAUGGAACUACUUAGCCACUGGGGUCUCUCAUUUCAGCCACUCUGUUUUCUGAAAUUAACAAAAUCUCAAGACCAUGGCAGCUGCUUCUCCUAUGGCCAGCCAACUCAAGUCAACCUUCACUAGGCCUCUGGUCACUCCCAAGGGUCUCUCUAACUCUUCACCACUCCAACUCUUGCCUUCUAGAAGACAAUUUAGGUUCUCUGUUAAGGCCAUCCAAUCAGAGAAGCCAACCUUUCAAGUGAUUCAGCCAAUCAACGGUGACCCAUUCAUUGGAAGCCUUGAAACUCCAAUUACAUCAAGCCCAUUGGUUGCAUGGUUCCUAUCCAACCUUCCUGCAUAUAGAACCGCAGUGAACCCACUGCUAAGAGGGGUUGAGGUGGGUUUGGCCCAUGGGUACCUGCUUGUGGGCCCAUUUGUGAAAGCCGGGCCUCUUAGGAACACAGAAUACCACGGUGCUGCGGGCUCUCUAGCAGCUGGUGGGCUUAUAGCGAUCCUUAGCAUUUGCCUCACAAUCUAUGGGAUUGCAUCAUUCAACGAAGGAGAUCCAUCCACUGCUCCAUCCCUCACCUUAACGGGCCGCAAGAAGGAGCCCGAUCAGCUCCAAACUGCUGAUGGUUGGGCCAAGUUCACCGGUGGGUUCUUCUUUGGAGGCAUUUCGGGUGUUAUUUGGGCUUACUUCCUCCUUUAUGUCUUGGACCUUCCAUACUACGUUAAGUGAACUAGUUAACUUUCUUGCUUUGUAUUACUAUUCAUUCUCAAUGAAUGAACAACCAAUGGAUGCUUGUUUAUGCAAUAGAGAUGGAUGUACAUGCUGUAUUUUAUGACUCUUA
Abrus precatorius (Indian licorice) is the source of this 855-nucleotide messenger RNA. RefSeq names its product photosystem I reaction center subunit XI, chloroplastic. The transcript has 2 exons. The record is from RefSeq and is a predicted model, not a curated record. Gene Ontology annotation, biological process: photosynthesis. Gene Ontology annotation, cellular component: photosystem I reaction center; photosystem I; chloroplast thylakoid membrane. Lineage: Eukaryota; Viridiplantae; Streptophyta; Magnoliopsida; Fabales; Fabaceae. Bases 99 to 743 code for a protein of 214 amino acids.